UUGUCGUGAAAUACCGUGAUGUUGGACGGAGUUAAAGAUUAUUUAACACCCAAGACAUUCAGUAUUCCAGCAUACGUAUGUUUGAUUGCUCAACUUCUCUGUGGCCUGGUAGUUACAAGCAUUGUUGUUGCUUUAAGAGUCGGAGAGUUUGCGAAAUUUAACUGCGCUGUCGGCCCUGAAAGUGCGGCCUCGUACAAGAAUACUGUCGAGAAAACAUGUUAUUCAAGAUAUGAAGAGAAGUAUAACUCUCCACUGCCAUUUUAUGCCUUUGUCAUCCUGAGUAUUUGGUUUCCUAUUUUUGUCGGUGUUAUUUAUUCACUCUCAGUUCAUAAUCGCGUUAAAGAAAUCAGUGGCUCGAAUGAUGAACCACAAAAUGACGCCGAAGCAGGAAACGAAGUACACAAUAGAAGAUCAUUUUAUGUCUUUUAUUUCUAUUUCUUCCAUCUUGUCAUCCGUUUGUUACUCGGGCUAGUGUUUACCAUCCUACAGUAUGCUGUGUUUUUCCGCAGUGGUUUCGAUUUUGAAUUCAGUUGUGAUCAACGAGCAUCAGAUGUGACGUCGAAGAUAGCAAAGAAUGCAAGUCAGUUGAAUAGUACAACGUCAACAAUAACAUGCGAGAAUUCUACAGCAUCGGAGAAGAAGUUAUGGGCAGAGAUUGUGUGUGCGUUGAACACGAUUUUUGCGGCGAUAAUAUUUGUGGAAGUGAUUUACGUUUGUCUACGAUUUUCCAGGAACCUUCGAUUUUGGUCUGAAGAUGGCCAUGUUCAAGACACUGAUUUUAUCGCUGUUCAUUUUUCUCAAAAGCGAUACACCCAUGUUGGUUUUAAACUAACAAAAUUUGAAUGCGUAGAUUCCUACAAAAGACGUGUUUUAGAACAGUCUCGCACACCUGACGUAAUUUAUGGACCGAAAACUGGUUUAGAUGAUUUGUUUAUUGACGUUGUUAUUCACACUGAACUAGCUCCUCACCACUUUCCAACCAACAUGGAUAGACAUGAAAUAUUUGAUGUCUACAUGAAAGUUCCCGAUGAUUCUAUACGUCUGGAAAAGGUAAAAGAUUUAUUUUAUCCCAACAAGGAUACUAAAGGGAAACAUUCUCGUAAAAUUCUAGCGGUUGGCCGGCCUGGAAUAGGAAAGACUGUCUUGACGGAAAAAAUUAUGCGCGAUUGGGCAAAUGAAGUUGACGAGUUUUAUUCUGGUAAGAUUGCCUUCUAUUUUAAAUUUAGAUGGUUUAAUCUUGACAAAUGGAAAGGCAAUGAUCUUAAGACGUUUCUUCGUUGUGGAACGAGACUAAGCGAUGAAGAGUUUGAAAGAAUUUUUGAUUACAUAACUAAAAAACCAAAAAAAGCUCUUCUUAUUUUUGAUGGUUUGGAUGAGUUCGAUGGCAACAUCAAAGACUGCUUAGACCACUUACCGCGCCAAAACAACCGUGAUAUUCGUAUGCCUGCCAUUUCGUUGUUUAUUAAAUUAAUUUCUGGCCACUUUCUGCCUGGGGCAACGAUUCUGGUUACAACUAGGCCAACCGCAUCUGAUUUUUACUCGAGACUUAAAUUUGAUAGAAAUGUGGAGAUUAUUGGGUUCACCUCGGAGAAAAUUGAACAUUAUGUGAGCAAAUUUUGUGAAAAUCAUGAAAAAAGUUACCUGAAACCAAAGAUGUGGAAGCACAUAGAAUCCUCGUCGGACUUGUUAAAUUUAUGUUACAUCCCAGUGAAUUCCUUCAUAGUUUCCGCCGUACUGUUUGGAUAUCUCACUGAUCCUAGGAACGAGACCGCUGUUCUUCCAACAACACUGACUGAAGUAUAUCAGGCCGCCAUAAAGCAUUUUGAUAAAUAUCACUACAGGAAGACAGACGGACCGUCUUCUGAAGCAAGCAAGAAUCUUCAACUCAAGGCAUACGAUGGUAUUGAAGAUGGACAACUGGUUUUCAAUGAAGAAUCAAUUGAUGAAGAAAUGAGAAGGUCUGGUUUAUUAAACAAGUUUCCCAACCCUAUUCACUCCGGAAUUCAAGAACAGUUUUGCUUCAUUCAUUUGACUGUACAAGAAUUUCUUGCUGCAAAACACGUGACUGAAACGCAAUCUCCAGAAGAAAUAAAGAAUUUUAUCUCUUCCAAGGUUAAGGAUGGUAAAUGGCAUUUAGUGCUUCAAUUUAUUGCUGGAAUACUGGGCCAGAAAAAAAAGACGCUCAGAGAACAAUACCAGCGCUACAAAGAUUGUGUGUUGGCGUUUACAGAAAGCUUCAGAGUAAAUGAUGGCGAACUUGACAUUUGCGAAGAUUAUGGUUCAUUGUUUGUGAUGAAAUGUUUAAAGGAAGCGGGUGAUGAAGAUAUUGUUAAAGAAGCUUGUGAAAGAACUGCGAUGAAGGAUGUUGUACGUCUAUCCGUUAGCGCUCAUAAUUCACAGAGGCUUUCCUCAAGUGAUUUGGCCGCAGUGAUUUAUGUUUGCAAACACAUGAAGAAAUUGACAGAUAUACACGUAGAAGAUAUUGAUUGGAGUGAGGAAUGUUACAUGGAAAUUUGUAAAUUUCUUCAACAAAGAUGUAUGAGAAAAUUGAAGUUAGUGAAGUCAGGUGAAUACCCGGCCUUGCCAUUAGGAGGUCUCUUCAAGUCCCUAAUAAAAUUGAAAUGUACAACAUUGGAUCACAAACACAGCAAACUUGCCUGGUUAUAUUUACAAGGAUUUCACAUCACGGAUGAAUGUUUAUCGAUGAUUUUGGAUUUUUUGAAACAUGGACAUGCAAGUUGCCUUAAAAUAUUAACCCUAAAUGCAUCUGGGAUAACUUCAAGUGAAAUAACGAAAAUAGGUGAAGUCCUCGACAACAAACUUUGUCCAGAGGCUGACAACACUGGAACUUUCGUCAGCAUUAAUGCAUGA
Messenger RNA from Dendronephthya gigantea, 2871 nucleotides. RefSeq names its product NACHT, LRR and PYD domains-containing protein 3-like. Bases 19 to 2871 code for a protein of 950 amino acids. The record is from RefSeq and is a predicted model, not a curated record. The transcript has a single exon. NCBI's taxonomy places the organism in Eukaryota, Metazoa, Cnidaria, Anthozoa, Malacalcyonacea, Nephtheidae.